UGAUGUUAUUCUGCUUGGGACUGUGGCUCAGCAGGGAUAAGCCAUGUGCCAGCUGCUCAGGGUUGGCACUCAUUGGCUUCAUCAUUUCAUGCCACAUUACCAUAGGCUGCUAUUAUGUGAGGCUCAGCCCAGUUGACACGUUUCCUGCUUGACAGCUCCACCUCCUUUCAUGUGAUGGUUUCUUUUUCCUUUCCUCCUACAGCCCAGGGGAUCCGGAGUCGGUAGUGGCUUCUGUUUUCUACAUUUCUUCUAUCCCAUAGAGAAUCCACUUGGGAGAAAUCUGAUAGAAUGGCCACCAUGGAAAUCCAGGAGCUUGACCUCCGAGAGAUGGGCACUCUCAUCCAAUCCCGUGUUGUCUUAGAGGUGUCCAACCAGGUCCAGUCGCUCUUGGAUUCAUUGGAGACCACAACACUUGAGAUUGCAGUGACUGGCGAAUCAGGUGCCGGGAAAUCCACCUUCAUCAAUGCGCUGCUGGGGCUUCAUGAUGGAGACCCUCGUGCUGCCCGCACUGGAGUAACUGAGACCACAGUUUCACCCACACCUUAUGAGCAUCCUCGCCUGCCCAGGGUCCAUCUUUGGGACCUGCCAGGAACUGGGACCCCACGCUUCCAAGCCGAAACAUAUCUGCAGCAGGUGCAGUUUGAGAGAUAUGAUUUCUUCAUCAUUGUGGCGUCAGAGAGGUUCCGGCAGAACCAUGCCGAACUGGCACGUGCUGUGGCUGCCAUGGGCAAGCGUUUCUACUUUGUCCGUUCCAAGGUGGACCUGGACCUGCGGGCUUCGCAGAAACGAAGACCAACCCGUUUCCAGGAGGUCCAAGUGUUGAGAGAGAUAGAAGCAGACUGCAUCCGCCAAUUGGAGAAAGAAGGCUUGGAGUUUCCGAAGGUCUUCUUGAUCUCCAGCUUUGAACUGCACAAAUAUCACUUCCAGCUCUUGCAAGACACUCUUGCCGAGGAGCUAGAAGGCCAUAAGAGGCAUGCCUUGCUCCUUUCUUUCCCAUCUGUCACAUCUGAAGCUGUGCAGAAGAAAAAAGCUUCACUGCGGAAGCACAUCUGGAAGAGGGCCUUGAUGGCCUGUUUUGUCUCAGCCUUACCCGGCCUCCCUCUACAUCUCAACAUCCCCCUGCUUAUGAAAACCCUAGACUCCUACCGCAAGGCUUUUGGACUAGAUGAUAGCUCUCUGGGCACCUUGGCCCUCACAGCCUCAAAGCCCCCCUUGGAACUGAAAAAACAGGUGACUUCAACGUUAGGGAAGGAUCUCUCGGAGAAUGUCGUCCAGGCCAUCCUGAGCCAAGCUGCUACCUAUGGGAGGGUGGCUGCUAGGUUGGUGAAGGACCGGGUGCCUCUUUUGGACAACUUGGUAGCUGGAGGCAUUUCUUUUGUAGCUGCCUAUUACCUGCUUCACACUGCCCUGGAUAGCUUUGCACAAGAUGCUGAGCGAGUGCUCCUCAAAGCCUAUGACCUGGACAAUGAGUUGCAGAGCUCAGUCUUCUACCCUCCAGAACCUGGAUUCAUCUUUGAUUGAGAACAGACAAAGAGGGUAUUUGUGGAUGAUGGGUUUUUUUCUUCUCUCCCUUUUACACUUUUUCUGCUUUCUGUUCCCUCUGGUCCAAGUGGCCAUGGAAAUAUACCCCCAUAUAUAUUGGGCUAACAGUACCAUCAAAGAAUCCUGAGGUGGCCCCUUGGAAAAGGUUAUAAAAGCAUGGUGCUACUGGAAACAAUUUUUGCACAUUUGUUUUAUGGGAUGGGGUGCUAAGGAAGUUUCCUGACUCCAUGGAGGAUGAAGAACGUAGCAUUGUUGGAUUAUAGUGGCUCUUGAUGUUGCUGUGUGCCUUCAAGUCAUUGGCAACCCUAAGGUGACCCGGCCUAUGACAAGGUUUUAGUGGCAAGCUUUGUUCAGAGGGGGGUUGCCUUUACCUACCUUUGAGGCUGAGAAUGUGACUUGACCAAAGUUACCCAGUGGGUUUUCAUGGCCUAGUGGGGAUUCGAACCCUGGUCUCCAGAUUUGUAGUCCAAUGCUCAAACUACCAAACCACACUGAUCUUUACUAACUUUGAAUUCUUCUCUAGUAGAACAAUGGAAAUUUGAGUGGCAUCUAUAGAGGAGUGAUUGAGGCCAAAGAAAUGGGAUUUUUGAAACAUAGACUACAUCAGCAUUGCAGAAAUAAUGCAGUUUAGCUCAAUGCCAUGCCAUGGCUCAUUGCUGUGGAAUCCUGGGAUUUGUGAAUUUUCAAAAGGCAAAUCAGGGAAUAGGAUUUCAGUCUGUGCUGAAGUUACAUCACCCUCUAGAUGCCGGUUCACAGCUUCAGAUGUCUGGGACAUCUCAAUAAAGUCAGAUUCAAUCCUGACUUGGAAUCUUAGCUUCCUGUGUAGUCAGGAGUGUAUUUGCACACUUGAAGCACCAGCUAUACCUGCUCAUAGACACCUGUGAUCUGGCUAUGAUGACACAUGCCUUAGUUACAUCCUGACUGAAAUACGGCAAUGAACUCUGGAUAGGGUUGCCUUUGACUGUAGGCUGCGGCUAGUUAUAAGGUGGUACAAUUCUCUUAUGGUUCCACUGGCUAUUGGUCCUUUCCCAAAUACAUUGCAAAAGUGUAGUUUAUGACCUAUAAAACCCUAUACAGUUCAGGUUGUCUAAAGGACUGUGUUAUUCCAUAUGGGUUUUGAGAUAUUCAGCACAGGACCAUCCUAUCACCCAUAUAGACUCGCUUGGCGGGACCAUCAUAAGAGAAUCUUCUUGGCAUUGAUGCACCCUUUCUUAUAGAGACAAGACUGGCUUACAGUCCUAGUAACACUUUAAUGAUAUUUUAAUUUUCAAGUGUUUUUUAUCGAGCCAGAGCUGCUUAACCAUUAAGCACUGGAGAAACUGACGUAUAAAUAAAAAAUAAAAUAGGUGGAGCGGUCUUGAUCUUUGAAUAUAUUACAAUUUGACUAACCCAACAAAAGUGUGCUUUAUACAUAUUUGCAAAGUAAAGGAUAUUUCUUGUUCAAUAAAGUCUUUAUUCUUCUA
Messenger RNA from Sceloporus undulatus (fence lizard), 3005 nucleotides. Its product is annotated as interferon-inducible GTPase 5-like. Lineage: Eukaryota; Metazoa; Chordata; Lepidosauria; Squamata; Phrynosomatidae. Gene Ontology annotation, cellular component: membrane. The coding region runs from base 289 to 1521 and encodes 410 amino acids. The record is from RefSeq and is a predicted model, not a curated record. The transcript has 2 exons. Gene Ontology annotation, molecular function: GTP binding; GTPase activity.